AUGGAAUAUUCUGAAGUGUCAAACAACAGCAUUAUUAGAGUCAUACUGCAAUUUUUGGCUGAAAAUGGUUUGGAAAAAUCCUUUCAUGUCUUGCAGCAAGAAAGUGGAAUUUAUUUGAAUGGAGUUAACAGUGUUAAACUUAUACAUGAAAAAAUAACUUCUGGAGACUGGGAUCACUUCUUUUCACUCACUAAAAUUGUAAACUUACCAGUAGAUAUGUUAGUUAAUUGUUAUGAACACAUUAUUACGGAGCUACUAGAAAAUAUGGAACCCUAUGCAGCCAAAUUCUUAUUAAAAAAUACAAAGCCCUGUAUAUUUAAUAUGAAAGUUUCUCAUCCUUCAAAGUAUAACAUGCUAUUAGAGUUGACUAAUAAGGCUAUCUGUGUAAUUGAAACUGGAAGUAAUGAAAUUGAACAAAGUAAGAGUUAUCAAGUAAUUGCUAAACUUGCAAGAUCUAAUUAUAUGGAAAGUAAUAGUAGAACACUAUCACGCUUAAAAGUAGCAGACAUGAUAUGCAACUUUAUUGAUGAAAUUAAACCAUCCAAGUUGCUUGAAAUUAUUGGAAUAGCUAUUAAAGCAGAAAGUGAAAGAUACAGAACACUUGGAAAUAUAAACUACGACGGUACUAUCAAUGCAUUUGAUAUUGGUGAAACCAAAACUUCCUCUCAAGAUUUUAACAAUAGGAAAUUGAAUGCAAAUUUAUUUCAAGAGACAGAUAAUAAUCCUAGAAGCAUUAUAUGCGCAAUUGAUAAAUUUGAGAAUAUAAAUUUUAGUACAAAAGAAUUCGGAAGAAUUAAUUGUGUUACCUUUUCACCAGAUGAGUCCAAUAUAAUAAUUGGUACAUCACUGGGUUUCAUAUGCAUAUGGAGUUGGAUAAGUGACGAAUUAAGUAAGAAAAUUGAUACAGAUGACUUUUUUUUCAGUUAUAAAAGUGAUAAGUGUAGUAUUAUUUCAGUGUGUUCCUCUAUAUAUAGAAGUGAUGUUUAUGCUGAACUUAAGAUAAGCAAUUAUGGCGUAGAAGAGAGUCCAAGCUUCUUAAUAGCAUCUUCUAGUGAAAAUUGCGAAUUAAAACUCUGGGAUAAUUUUAAAAAUUUAAUAUACUGCUUACAGAAUAUUCAUGAUAAACCUGUGACAUGCAUGACAUUUAACAAGGAUGGAAGUUGUAUUUUAUCUGGAUCUUAUGAUGGAAGUGUUAGAAUCCAUGGAUUAAGAUCUAGAAGAAUGUUAAAAUACUUUAAACAUAUUAAUAAUAGCUCUUUCGUUAACACUGCAGUCUAUAAUAGCACCGAAGCUCUAAUUAUAAGUGGCUACUCGGAUGGCACAAUAAAUGUCUGGGAUACAAGGAAUUGUGAAUGCAUUGCUACCUAUCCAUUAAAUAAUAGUUCAAUAAUUUAUUGUAAUAUAAUUGACAAGCCAUAUUUACUAUUCAAACUAGCUGAAGAAGGCUAUCCUGAAGUACUCAAUAACAAAAAAAAAAUAACCAAUACUAGCGACAUUAUAAUAUUAUGUACAAGUUAUGAAAUUUCCAUUCUUAAUAUCUGCAGUGGGAAAAUAAAUAACUUAUAUAAUAUAGCAGAUAAGGGGAAUGAUGGGAUUUUCAUAAGAUCUAUUGCUUUACACCCAAGUUUGCACUGGAUCUAUAUUCUAUGUAGUAAUAAUUGCUUAUUUUGUAUUAAUAUAACCAAAACAGAGUCAAUUGACUAUAUACUAAUUAGUGAAAAUGUUGAAGAUAUAAAGAAUGAAGAAACUAACAUUAAGUCCCAAGUUAUUACCAAUAAAAACUCCAAUAUUUACUACAGUUUGAAGUAUAACACACUUAUUUAUUAUAAUAACAAUGAAAUACAACUAUAUGGAGUGAGUAUACCCUUUAAUAAGCAAUAA
This is a messenger RNA of Cryptosporidium muris RN66, 1881 nucleotides long. RefSeq lists its product as uncharacterized. Gene Ontology annotation, biological process: mRNA splicing, via spliceosome. Lineage: Eukaryota; Apicomplexa; Conoidasida; Eucoccidiorida; Cryptosporidiidae. Bases 1 to 1881 code for a protein of 626 amino acids. The transcript has a single exon. Gene Ontology annotation, cellular component: precatalytic spliceosome. The record is from RefSeq and is a predicted model, not a curated record. Gene Ontology annotation, molecular function: protein binding.